UAUGCACAUGGCAUCACACACGGCGACAUCAAGCCAGCUAAUUUCUUGCGAGCCCAGAAUGGCACAUUGCGUCUGUGUGACUUUGAUGUGGCACUCCGCGUUGAUGAGGACCGGGGGAGUGGGAGUUUGAAGCAUGCGACUGAUGUUUGGCGCCGAAACUACCCAGAGGAACGAACACAAACCACCAACAUUCGAGAACGUCAUGCAUGCUCUGACCAUCCCCACCUCAAAGCUUUAUACAGGUAA
Molecule: messenger RNA, 246 nt
Organism: Pseudomassariella vexata
Lineage: Eukaryota; Fungi; Ascomycota; Sordariomycetes; Amphisphaeriales; Pseudomassariaceae
Exons: 1
Biological process (GO): protein phosphorylation
Molecular function (GO): protein kinase activity; ATP binding
Source: RefSeq, a predicted model, not a curated record